CCUCAUUCGACCCGAUGGUUACCUGCUUCAACAACAUUGUGUGACGGGAGAAGUUUGCUCUAUUUUCUCUCUUUAAUCACUGCUUGCGCUUACGCAGCAGCUCCCCAUGUCAAUCUGUUAUCGAUAGAAUCAGGGCAUUUCCCUUCAUUUAGCCAUUCCUCGCCGCCUCGCUCGUUCCUUGCAGAAAGCCACUUUGAACCCCGGAUUGCCUCGCAUGGCGCCCCUCACUCCCCACGACGUUCGUCGGGGCAGAUACGCAAAGCUUGAUGCUCCAGCUGACGACGAGACUCCUACGCGCCCCUCCUUCGCGUCGGACUCUUCCUCAUACGAAGACCUCGAAGACUUCGAUCCUUACAACUACGAUGCUGGUACAUUGAAGCAGAAGAGGAGUACUGGAGAUCUUCGGUCACGAAAGCCAUCGUUCAAGGUCUCCGAGUUCUCGGAGAAAACACCGUUCCCGAGGAGGAGGCCCGCUUUCCUAAGAUACUGCUGCUGGAUGCUGUUGUUGUUCACAGCUACGACUGUACUCCUGCUUUCCGUUGGCGGUAUCUGGGCAUGGAACAGUGCGCCACAUGAUGGACAGAGCCCGCCGUGGUACCCAUCACCGAAGGGUGGUGCGGACGCGCUAUGGAGUGAAAGCUAUAGGAAGGCGGCAGAAUUGGUGAAGCAAAUGACGCUCACGGAGAAGGUCAAUGUCACUACUGGCACUGGAUGGUCAACGCAAAUGUGUGUUGGUAACACGGCCCCUGUCCCUCGUCUGAAGUUCCCUGCGCUGUGUCUUCAAGAUGGACCUCUCGGUAUUCGAUUCGGCGACAACAUAACCGCUUUCCCAGCAGGUGUCACGGUGGGAGCGACGUGGAAUAAGAAGCUGAUGUACCAGCGUGGUAAAGCACACGGUGAAGAAGCCAAGGGCAAAGGUAUCCACGUCUUGCUUGGUCCCGCAAUGGGCCCCUUGGGACGUAUGCCAGCUGGUGGUAGGAACUGGGAAGGUUUCGGUUCCGAUCCCGUUCUGCAGGCCGUCGCAGCCGCCGAGACCAUCAAGGGAAUUCAAGAUGCAGGUGUCAUCGCGACAGCGAAGCAUUACAUCGCGAAUGAACAGGAGCAUUUCAGACAGGCCCGCGAGUGGGCGUUGCCUAAUGCUAUCUCUAGCAACAUCGAUGACCGGACCAUGCACGAAGUGUACGCAUGGCCAUUCGCCGAGUCCGUCCGGGCUGGAGUGGCAUCAGUCAUGUGCUCGUAUAAUCAAGUCAACAACAGCUAUGCAUGCCAGAACAGCAAGUUGCUCAACGGUAUCCUCAAAGAUGAGCUUGGUUUCCAAGGAUUUGUGCAGUCUGACUGGCUCGCCCAGCGUAGCGGCGUAGCAAGCGCCCUCGCUGGCCUCGACGUCACUAUGCCUGGAGAUGGCCUGAAAUGGUCAGAUGGCAAGAGCUUGUGGGGCCCAGAAUUGACCAAAGCCGUCUUGAAUGGCAGCGUUCCCACCGACAGGCUGAAUGAUAUGGCAACACGUGUGGUUGCUGCAUGGUAUCAGCUUGGACAAGACAAUACAGAGGAAUGGCCCCUACAGCCUCCUGAUGGCGAGGGCGGGCCAAACUUCUCCUCGUGGACUUAUGACGAAAUAGGUCUCCUCCACCCUGGCACCGAUGACAAGGCGGUUGGUGUUGUCAACAAAUUCGUGAAGGUGCAAGCUGACCACAAGAACAUUGUACGGCAGAUUGGUGCCGAGGGCACUGUCUUGGUCAAGAACGAGGACAAUGCUCUUCCUCUCAGUCGCGAUGGCGCAAAGGUCAAGCCCCAGGCAAAGUAUCGUGUUGGUGUCUUCGGCGAGGACGCCCGUAACAACCCCGAUGGAAUCAAUGCCUGCAAGGAUAGAGAUUGCAACGUAGGCACUCUUGCCUCCGGUUGGGGCUCUGGAGCCGUCGAUUUCCCCUACCUGAUCGAACCAGUCUCUGCGAUCCGCAAGGCUUUCAAUGAGGAAGCCGUCUAUGUGACCGACUGGGUUGAGAACAAAUUGCCAAAGGAAAAGGAAAUUCUUGAAGACCAAGAUCUCUGCAUUGUCUUCGCCAACUCAGAUGCCGGCGAGGGUUACACGAAAUGGGAAAAGGUCCGCGGUGACCGCAAUGAUCUCAACCUCCAGAAGGGCGGUGAUGAGCUCAUCAAGCAAGUCGCCGAUGGCUGUGGUGGAGGCAAGGGGAAGGUCGUGGUGGUCAUCCACACUGUUGGUCCCGUGAUACUUGAAAAGUGGAUUGAACACCCGAACGUCAAGGCGGUUCUUAUUGCCAAUCUACCCGGUCAAGAGUCUGGCAAUUCGCUUGUCGAUGUUCUCUUCGGCGAUGUCAACCCCUCUGGCCGUCUGCCGUACACAAUCGCGAAGAACGAAGAUGACUACGGCCCAGGCAGCAAGGUCAAAUACUACCCCAACCCCAAGGACGGACUUGUCCCUCAACAGAACUUCUCCGAAGGACUUUACAUCGACUACCGUUACUUUGACAAGAACGGCAUUACGCCUCGCUACGAAUUUGGCUAUGGUCUCUCAUACACCAAGUUCCACCUGUCGUCUCUGGCCAUCUCAAAGACACAGAAAUCCCCUUUGCCGAAACCUCGACCUUCUGGAAUCGAGCCACCGAGCUAUCCCACCGACAUUCCCGAUCCAUCAAGCGUCUUGUACCCGUCCGGCUUCAGGAAGCUUGAUAAAUACAUCUACCCCUACCUCUCCUCUGUCGACGAAGUUGGAAAACCCGAGGUACAAACUUCGCAACCGCAGAGCCCUCUCAGCAAUGCCGGUGGCGGCCCGGGAGGAAACCCAGAUCUAUACACGACUGUUGCCAGCGUGACUGCUACGGUAUCGAACAUUGGCGACGUAGACGGCGACACUGUUGUGCAAAUCUACGUUGGUUUCCCCAAGGACUACAAGGACCCCGAGACUGGCGAGCACGUGGAUUUCCCUGUGCGGGUCCUCCGCGGGUUCGAGAAGGUGCAUCUCCCGCACGGUGGAGACAAGAGCAGCCAGGUGGUGACGUAUGAUCUUACGAGGAAGGACUUGAGCUACUGGGAUGUGAAGAGGCAGAAUUGGGUGAUGCCGACGACGGGCGAAUUCACCUUCUGGGUUGGAUUUUCGAGCCGCAACCUCGUGUUGGAAGGAAAGUGGUGAGGCAUUGGUGACAUGUGAGGAAGAUGUGUUUGGAGAGAAGCGGAUUCGUCGAUCUGAAUGAUGCUGCUGUUUCUAAGGUGUUUACGCUGUACAGUUAGAGGCUGGAACUAGAAUCACGUCGGUUUGAAUAUGUAUAUGUAUGUGCAUUAUCGUUCGUUUUGAGGAUCAGCAUGUGAGAGACAUAACUUCUAAGAGAUAGUUGCCUGUAUAUCUAGAUACUCGUAGGAUUGCGGAGAAUGAGAGAAUUAUAAAAUAAACGUCACUG
Messenger RNA from Aaosphaeria arxii CBS 175.79, 3413 nucleotides. RefSeq names its product glycoside hydrolase family 3 protein. The record is from RefSeq and is a predicted model, not a curated record. The transcript has a single exon. Gene Ontology annotation, molecular function: beta-glucosidase activity. Bases 215 to 3148 code for a protein of 977 amino acids. Gene Ontology annotation, biological process: glucan catabolic process. NCBI's taxonomy places the organism in Eukaryota, Fungi, Ascomycota, Dothideomycetes, Pleosporales.